Molecule: messenger RNA, 765 nt
Organism: Lichtheimia ornata
Lineage: Eukaryota; Fungi; Mucoromycota; Mucoromycetes; Mucorales; Lichtheimiaceae
Exons: 1
Coding region: 1-765 (254 amino acids)
Source: RefSeq, a predicted model, not a curated record
AUGGUUUUUGCAACUUGUCGAUCGGCCAAUCUACGCCUGAAGCAUAAGAAGUGCAAGUUUGCUCGUCGUUCGGUGGAAUACCUAGGUCAUGUGGUAUCGGAUCAACGUUUAUUGCCAUCACCCCACAACACCAAGAAGCUAGAAGACAUGGCUAUCCCUACCAACAUUGAAGGCGUUCGAUCAUUUUUGGGCAUGGCCAAUUAUUACAAGCGUUUCGUUCCCGAAUUUGCAGAGACGGCUGCACCCAUUAUUCGCUUAUUACGCAAGGACAAUCCUUUUGAAUGGAAUCAAGAACAGGAUGCUGCUUUCUAUGCUAUCAAGAUCGCUCUUACCUCUCCUCCACUUUUGGCCUUUCCGGAUCAACAACAAGUCCAAAUAUUGACCACGGAUGCAUCUGGAAUUGCCUUAGGAGCGGUUCUUUCGCAAUCACCUCAAGGUACAUCGGAUAAGGAGACCGUCAUUGCCUAUGAGAGUCGCAUCCUUCGAGGUCCAGAGCUUCGGUACUCAGCUGUUCAUCAAGAAGCACUUGCUGUGGUGUGGGCUGUACAUAAGUUUCGGCAUUAUUUGGCGGGUCGACAUUUCAUUUUGCGAACAGACAAUGCUGCAUUGACUUAUGUAUUCUCGAAUCUCAAUCGCCCAUCACCAAAGUUACAAUGUUGGUCAGCUGCAUUGAUGGAGUACGACUUUGAAGUUGAACAUCACCCUGGUCGUCUUAACCCUGCUGAUGCGUUAUCGAGAUUAGUUCACCCUCCUGAUUUCCCAUAA